Anthostomella pinea is the source of this 1287-nucleotide messenger RNA. Lineage: Eukaryota; Fungi; Ascomycota; Sordariomycetes; Xylariales; Xylariaceae. The record is from the annotation of a GenBank genome assembly.
AUGCGUCUGGCCUAUUUCAUCCCCGAAGAGGUUCGCAACUCGGAAUACCUUGCCUACAUGAUGUGGGUUGUUCAAGGCCGUCGCGAUGCCGAAUUUCCACCCGCCUCUCACAAGCUCCAUGUCGGCAUUGCUUGCGAUAGAAAACAGUCGUGCGAUUACCUGCCCGAGGAGCUCACCACCGCCAAAUGCUGUACCCAGUGCGGUGCGUCGUCUGCCUCAUUGCGAUGCAGCAGAUGCUUGAUCACAGAGAACGGCCAUCCUGUCAUUGUAACCUCCUAUUGCAACGCCGACUGCCAAAAGGCGCAUUGUAGUUCCCACAGGAAGGUGUACAAGCCCUUGCAGCGCCUCAAUCGCGCCGUCCACCUUGCACGGGAUCUCUUCGCAGCCGCCGCUGAAGUGACUAUCCUGGACACCCCCACGCCUCGAAUCCUGCUUCCGUGGGAAUUUGCCGUCACAUCGUUUGACCGAAGUCACUUCGAAGACCAUAACCACGCCAUGGCCGUUCUUCACGACCUGGGCGAGGAACGCUCUUUCAAUGCUGCGGCAGGACUGGCUAUCCUCAACGCCUUCAUCACACCACUAUGCGACGGGAUUCAGGAGAUUUACGUUCUCCCCAAGAACGCGUUGUUCGGCUAUGAGAAGGAAACUUGCAGCGAGCGAGAAGUUGCGGGGCAAUUCAACAUGUUGAAACAUCAUGGUCUUUUUGUUGCCUCGCUGGGUUCGCAACUGAAAGUCGCCAUCGACUUCGCGGGAGAACAGUUCGGCUGGCAGGAGCCAAUGGUGUCAUGGAACCACUUCGUGCAGCAUCGUUGCGAGAGGAUCAUCGACGUGGCCGAUAAAACUGGAGGACUCAGCCGAGUUGUCAUGAAGGAGUACGCCUCGGAUCAGCCUUUGUAUGCUGCCCUCAAGAUACGCCAAAGCGUCACGACCGCGAUGAUGAACGCGAUUUUGACCUGGAUGAAGUCUCGUAACGUGUCGUUGCAGGAUCUCCUAAGCAAGCCAGACGAUGCAUUCGACGAACUGCGAACGACAAUACUGUCCAAGGCCAAGGAAGAGUGCAACGCAGAGGUUGCGCGGCUCCGGGACAGGGGACUGUACAGACACUAUGGGGGUCCUCGCGUUGGCAAGCGCAUGACAUUGACAAAGGAGAGUGCCAACAGGAUGAAGAAGGUCUGGCUGACGGAUGACGAGAUGAAGCUCUUCGAUGGCGAGUCAGCCGAGGAUAGACUGAUGUACCUGGCGUGGCUGUACGAGAAUAAGGCCAAUAAGCAAGGUGUCAAGAUAUAG